UAGGGGCUCGUCUCGCUUCAGAGAUGUCUUUACAUUUAUGCUGAACUUUAAGCUUGGAAAAGGUGCCUUCAUGUGCUUGCUACAGACAGAAUGGUAGGAAAGUGUACCGGGGAUGCUGCAGGCUCCCAUAACACUGACAAUUUUGAAGAAUUGCAUGUUUGUCAAUGAGUAACUCCAUGCUCGAGGCAGUGUUUACUCCGGGAUGUGUGUGUUCUUCGUGAAGAUGGCAGGUCGGGGCAGGCUGCUGCCCUGUGUGUGUCUCGGUCUGUUCGGAGUCCUGUGCUGGGUCUGGGUCUCCUUCGCCUCCUUCCCCGACGACCAGCUGUACUCGGAGGCCCUGGACGCGGUGGACCGGGCAGCCUUCCAGCCGCAGAGUGCCCUGUCGGACAUGGAGUUUGGCUCCGUGGUCUCUUCCUACAGAGGACCCGGGAACACCGACCGGCGGAGCAACAAGGAGCUGCCCAUCAUCCUGUGGUGGAGCGCGGGGCUCUUCCCUCACUUUCCCGGGGACAGUGAACGCAUCGACUGCGCCACGUCCUCCUGUCUGGUCACCAGCAACCGCAAGGUCCAGCUCUACAAACGCACAGCAUCCAUCGUCUUUUAUGGGACAGACUUCCGGCCAUAUGAGGCUCCGCUCCCUCGCCUUCAGCACCAGACCUGGGCUCUGUUCCACGAAGAGUCGCCCAUGAAUAACUACAUCCUGUCCCACAGUCCAGGGAUCCGACUGUUCAACUACACUGCCACGUUUCGCCGGGAGUCGGACUACCCCCUGACCCUGCAGUGGCUGCCCUCCCUGGAGUACCUGCUCCAUCCUGUGGCUGUGUCCCUGAAGGAGAAGAACCAGCUGAGGAGGGAGGGGGUGGCUCCUGUCCUCUACAUGCAGUCCCACUGCGAUGUGCCGUCAGACAGAGACAGAUAUGUCCGGGAACUCAUGAAGUACAUCAAGGUGGACUCUUACGGGAAAUGCUUGAACAACAAGCCCCUGCCUGAGCAUCUCCAGGACACAGCCACCGCCACUGGCGAAGAGCCCAGGUUCAUGAAUUUUGUUGCGCGCUACAAGUUCCACCUGGCGCUGGAGAACGGCCUGUGUCCGGACUACAUGACAGAGAAGCUGUGGCGGCCGCUCCACCAGGGCUGCGUGCCCGUUUACCGCGGCUCCCCGGCGGUGUCGGACUGGAUGCCCAACGAUCACACCGCGGUCGUCAUCGACAGCUUCCCCUCCCCGAAAGCCCUCGCAGACUUUCUCACACGUCUGGACGAAAAUGACGACGAGUACAUGAAAUAUUUGGAGUUCAAAAACCACGGGCGCAUAACCAACAGCCGAUUGUUGGAGGCACUGGAGACCCGUGAGUGGGGCGUUAAUGACAUGAGUAAGCCCAACUACUUGAACGGAUUUGAAUGUUACGUGUGUGACCAGGAGAACGCACGACUAGCAGCAGAACGUGCGUAUAAGAAAUUCCCAAACAAGAGCCCGCCGCCUCAACCUAAAAUGGCCAGUUACUCUCACAUGGGCUGCCCCCUGCCCAGCCCAGGGUACGGAGAUGUCCAAGACCUACCUGCAGAUGACGGAUGGUUGCAAAUAUGGCCUCAGGAUUACUGGCAGAGCCUGGACCAGGCGGAGGGCCUGGAGUCUCUGAUAAGACACAACGAGUCAGACCCCUCGCUGCUGUGGAAGCACAUGCAAAACAUGGCCGUGCGCAGAGCUCGAGGGAAACACUGACGCAGGCCUCGCUGGACGGCGUCCAGGAUCAGAGGGGGUCUCCCAACUACGUGGCCCCCGUCUGAUAAAAUGACAAAAUGAAACAGACUUUUUUUCAUGUUUUUGCACCUGAGCCAAAACCCCCUUUUACCCUAUUAAGUAGUUCAGUUAGCAGAUUUUAGUCUCACAUUCAGCUGACGUGAUACUUUUGUCUUUAUCUGAAGUUCAGCUGCGGGAGGGGAGGGGAGUAAUGUUUUAUAGUGUUUUAUGCUAAUAUUGUCAGCUGGUUUUAUUACCAUAGCUGAGGUGCCAUCAUUACUUUCACUCUGCCUUGCAUUGUUAGCGUUAACUGCACACGGAGCUCUUGUUCCGGAGCGGCAGGCUCUCGCGGGAGGCCCGUUCUCAUUGGACUGGGGACGAGCCAAGAGACCCCGUCCUCUGCACCGAGGGAGCGCUGCCUAACUGCGUGUGAAGACCAUCGAAACAACAGCCAGCGAACUGCAUUCGCUGCCUCACAGUUACUCAGCAGGUAGUACAUGGCCAUUAGCUAGACUCCAAUUUAUGUACCAACCCUUUUUUUAAGUGACUAUGCAAAAAAAAAAAAAAAAAAAAUCAGUAUUUCAUCCAGGAAUGGAGAGGCAGAUGUAAAGUGAAGCACUAUUUCCCAGAGGGAAAUUACCAAAGCUUUUGCAAAGCAGUUCUCAGGAACGGCUCACCCCUUCAUUUAGUGGUAGACACUUACGUUUAUUGCUGUUUUUACUUACAUUGUGUAAGAAGCAUCUGUGUGUGCAAUAACUUUCAAUCAUGCUUUUUAAAGAACAUUCAACUACCCGGGACUCGAUGGUAUUGUACCCAAAAGAUCACCGAUUUUGCAUUGGACAUUUUUUUAUUGCAGAAUAAUGCAAAUUAUGUUUAUAUUUUUAACAAAGCAUUGUACAUGUCAACGCUAUUUUGUAACGAGAAUAACGCAAGAAGUAAACAUUCGGUAAGAAAGUAAUUUACUUGUUUGCUUCGAUGAUUAUAAUAGCCGUACCCCACUUGCCAGUAAUAGUCCGAUCACACUUCUGUGCUUAACACAUCAUGUUUAAGACACACAUGUCCUUCAUGGUAAACGGAGGCAGAGAAAAGUGUCACCACCAAGAAAUAAAAACGACGUCGGAUUGUACAACAAGUUGAGACAUUACAGAUGAAACCCAAUGCAAGCGUCAAC
Salarias fasciatus (jewelled blenny) is the source of this 2909-nucleotide messenger RNA. RefSeq names its product protein O-fucosyltransferase 4 (gene pofut4). The transcript is spliced from 4 exons. The coding region runs from base 203 to 1720 and encodes 505 amino acids. The record is from RefSeq and is a predicted model, not a curated record. Lineage: Eukaryota; Metazoa; Chordata; Actinopteri; Blenniiformes; Blenniidae. Gene Ontology annotation, molecular function: alpha-(1->3)-fucosyltransferase activity. Gene Ontology annotation, cellular component: Golgi membrane.